AUGGAGCAAUAUCAUCAUCAUUACUAUUCUAGCUUGUACCUCAACCUUCUUCUCCUCUUCCUCUCCUUAAUCUCCCUCGCCGUCGCAACCAUCUUCUACAAACACAAAUCUCAGUACCACCGCCACGUCAACCUGCCGCCGGGCCGGCGGGGGCUUCCUUACGUCGGCGAAACCCUAGACUUCCUCUCCACCGGAUGGAAGGGCCGGCCGGAGAACUUCGUCCUCGACCGGGUCCGGGAAUUCUCCUCCAACGUGUUCAAGACCCACAUCGUCGGCAAGCCCACCGCCGUCCUCUCCGGCGCCGAGGGCAACAAGUUCGUCUUCACCAACGAGAACAAGCUCUUCGUCGCGUGGUGGCCGGACUCCGUGAACAAGAUCUUCCCGUUCACGGAGACCAGCUCCGUGGCGGAGGAGUCCCGCCGGAUGCGGAGGCUCCUCCCGCAGUUCAUGAAGCCGGAGGCCCUCCAGCGGUACGUCGGCGUCAUGGAUGACGUGGCGCGCCGCCACUUCGCUUCCUCGUGGGAGGGUCGCGACGCGGUGGAGGUGUUCCCGCUGGCGAAGAACUACACGUUCUGGGUGGCGUGCCGACUGUUCCUCAGCUUGGACGAUCCGGAGCGGAUCGCGGAGUUUGUGGUCCCGUUUAAGGACGUGGCGACGGGUAUUUUCGGGCUGCCGUUGGAUCUGCCCUUCACGGCGUUCAGGCGGGCGAUCAGGGCGUCCACGUAUAUAAGGGAGGAGUUUCUGACGGGGAUUAUUAGGCAGAGGAAAUCCGAGCUGGCGGACGGGAAGAAUGCUGACGUGGCCAAAACGCAGGAUAUAUUGUCGUUCAUGCUGAUGGCCACCGACGACAACGGCGAGCGUAUGAGCGAGAGGGACAUUGCCGACAAGAUACUGGGGCUUCUCAUCGGCGGCCACGACACGGCCAGCUCCACGUGUUCUUUCGUCGUUAAGUUCCUGUCGGAGUUUCCUCGGAUUUACGACCGAGUUUACGAAGAGCAAAUGCAGAUAGCGAGAUGCAAAGCAGCGACAGGGGAAAUGCUAAACUGGGAAGACAUCCAAAAGAUGAAAUACUCAUGGAACGUGGCCUGCGAAGUGCUAAGGCUCGUCCCUCCCUUGCAAGGCACGUUUAGGGAAGCCACGACCGACUUCGUCUUCAACGGCUUCUCCAUCCCCAAGGGCUGGAAGUUGUACUGGAGUGUACCGUCGACGCACAAAACGGAGAAGUACUUCCCCGAACCGGAGAAGUUCGAUCCCAGCAGAUUCGAAGGCCGCGGGCCUGCUCCAUACACGUUUGUCCCGUUCGGAGGAGGCCCGAGGAUGUGCCCCGGGAAGGAAUAUGCCCGGCUCGAGAUUCUGGUGUUCAUGCACAACUUGGUGAAGCGAUUCAAGUUCGAGAAGUUGAUUCCCGACGAGAAGAUCGUCGUGAAUCCGAUAGCCGUGCCGGCCAACGGCCUCCCUGUUCGUCUAUUUCCUCACAACGCUUAAUUAGAAUCCGAAAAGAGGACUUGUUGAGGAUUUAAGAUCAAUUGAGUAUCAUGUAUGUUCUUCUUUUAUAAUGAUAGUUCAAUUGUAUUCAACUAUUAUUAGUAGUGCUUUGGCUGGAGUUGUUUGUGAUUUCGCUU
Messenger RNA from Linum tenue, 1622 nucleotides. Lineage: Eukaryota; Viridiplantae; Streptophyta; Magnoliopsida; Malpighiales; Linaceae. The record is from the annotation of a GenBank genome assembly.